CUCUGGAAAUACCAAUCAAUGCAAAUCAAAGCUGUUAUUAGGAAGCGCGAUCGUUUAAAAGAUGAGCGCCGAGCGGAUCAUCUUAUUUCCAGGACACAUAUUUUCCCGUGUUGUUUUACGGCUCUCGUUGCGUCCGCAGGUGAGUUGCAUUGCAGCAUUGUGGUGGGUAGAGAUUUGGAAAUGUCUAUCAGGCGGCAUCUAAUCCUAUCAGACUUUGAGAAUAGCUAUCCGAUGUCUUUUGAUUUAUUGUAAUCAAAAGGUGCGCUUACCUGGACCUACCUGAGUGGUACUAUAACGGGAUGUUACAUGAGAAGCGUUUUCUGUUGUAGGCUAGGCCAUAUAUGUAAUUUAAGUAAUUGCACAGAUGUUUUAUGUGCAAGAAUGUGAGGAGAUGGAGUUUUGACCCCGUAAUUAAUUUAAAUCCUUCUGAAAGUCACAAAUUUAUUAAGUCUUAAAAGUAGCUUACAUUUCUCGCUCUCUCUGUUUUUUACUACAAGUAUUUGUUUCAACAUUGUUUAACUAAUUUUUAACACUACAGUUAGAAAAGAAACGUGAGAAUAUUUUCACCCAGCGAGCUAACAGUGAACGUUCUCAGAACUUUGGAUAACGUUCUGGGAAGGUUCUCUCGGAACGUACGUUAACAUUAAAGUUAUUUGCUUUAGUUCUCGCCUGUGGGGGGAAGAUGACUUUCUACGAUGGCAUUUACCCGUUCUACUCGCUACAAAGAAGCCCGUUCAUCGUCGACAUCAGCCUGCUGGUCGUUAUCCUGGUUUUCUUGGUUCUGGCUGUCAGUUUCAUCCUCAUUCUACCAGGAAUACGUGGCAAAUCGAGACUGUUCUGGAUGUUCAGGAUAAUCAUUAGUUUAUUUAUUGGAGUUGUUUUAGUUGCACUGAAUUUUACUGGAGACUGGGCUGAAGCCAGAGUCAAGGCCAACGCCACCUACAAAUCCUUCAGUAACGCAGUGGUGUCCGCUGAGGUGGGACUGCAUGUGGGCCUUUACGGAAUAAACAUCACACUCAAAGGCGAGCCAGUAUCGCAGAUAAACGAGACCAUUAACUACAACGAGAUCUUCAGGUGGUCGAGCAGCGUGGAUGAGCAGUACGGUGACGCGCUCGAGCGUGGUCUUCCCAACCCGAUCCUUUACAUCGCUGAGAAGUUCACACGCACCAGCGCUUGCGGGCUCAUCUACCAGUACAGAUACUCAGGUCGCUUCGCCUCAGCCAAUCUGUGGACGGCUUUUUGCUGCUGGCUGGUGGCCAAUAUCCUCUUCUCAAUGCCUGUCAUCCUCUACGCCGGCUACAUGAUGAUAGCCACGGCUGCUUUCAUCUUCUUCUCCAUGGCUUCCUUCUCAACUAUAUACAACGUGCCCCAAUGUGACUUCAGUAUAGGUGCAGAGUCCUUAAGGACAGACUACAGCCAUUCCUUCUGGAUCGCUUUGGCUACGGGUUUGCUGUGCACUGUGAUUGGUUUGGUGGUGGUGCUACUGGACUGUCUAUUUCCUGGGAGGAUGAGGGAGGCGUUCAGUGUGGGCAUGGACAAUGAGGAUGACGAAUGCCAUACCGGUGAAGGCUAUCUCAACUCAGGCUUUCUAGAGGGAGUGAUCCAUGAUGACAUCAUACAGAUGGGGAAUAGCGCUUUGCCUCAGCAGAUCACUACAUUAACAAGGCUUUGAGGGGCGGUUUGUUGUCGUCCACAACUACUACUUGAAAACUGACUGAAACUUGCUGGGAGCAGCUGUAUAUAAAAUUGUUACUGGUUCUAUUCUAUUGUUCUACUGCAUAUACGCAUGUAUAUAUGUACAUAAUGCAAAAAAUAAAUACAAAUUCUACAAUGUAU
Messenger RNA from Megalobrama amblycephala (Wuchang bream), 1836 nucleotides. It is a transcript of the gene duoxa, whose product is annotated as dual oxidase 2. Gene Ontology annotation, biological process: protein transport. The transcript is spliced from 8 exons. Bases 683 to 1672 code for a protein of 329 amino acids. The record is from RefSeq and is a predicted model, not a curated record. NCBI's taxonomy places the organism in Eukaryota, Metazoa, Chordata, Actinopteri, Cypriniformes, Xenocyprididae. Gene Ontology annotation, cellular component: endoplasmic reticulum membrane.